Rhodofomes roseus is the source of this 1547-nucleotide messenger RNA. RefSeq names its product xylose isomerase-like protein. The coding region runs from base 210 to 1271 and encodes 353 amino acids. The transcript is spliced from 10 exons. Lineage: Eukaryota; Fungi; Basidiomycota; Agaricomycetes; Polyporales; Fomitopsidaceae. The record is from RefSeq and is a predicted model, not a curated record.
UUUCCAAUUCUUCCAAUUCUUCGUAUUUGUAUAUUGAGACAAGAACGCUAUCAUGUUUAGAGUUCAACAAUUGCAGCGUGGACAUCCCGUUGACCAUAGGCCGUCUUGGGGUACCCAGAGUUGCAGUCCGUUGAAGCUUUAAGUUCUAUUGCGAUUCGACUCUUCGCAGAGGCUUCAUAACUGUGACCGUUGUGAAAUAUUAACGCAAUAUGCAUACUGUGGCCAGUAUGAACGAGGCGGGGAUGAAUUCCGCGCACACUCUGCCCAUGAAGCUGCGUGCCAUUGCAGAGGCAGGGUUUCCGCAGGUCGAGAUUGGCUUCCCAGACCUCGAAGCAUACGCCUCUCAAGCGUUUCCCGGAUAUAAGGAGCUAGACAAUAGCGGGAAGGGUGAUCUCUAUAACUUACUGAAGACGGCGAAGGAGAUAAGAGAGCUCUGUCGGGAGUUAGGACUGAAGGUGUUGGUCGUGCAUCCGUUCUCGGAAUUCGAGGGCUAUGAUGACGAACGAAAGAGGAAGGAGAACAUGACCAGGGCCAGGGCGUGGUUCAAAGUCUUGGCGGCUCUCGAUUGCCAGAUGCUACAAGUCGGCUCUUCCGACGACCCGUCAUCGAGCUCCGACCUGGAUGUUAUGGCACGGGAUCUCCGUGUGCUUGCAGACGAAGCCGCUGCCCAGGAGCCCCCGAUCAAAAUUGCCUACGAAAUGUGGGCGUGGGGUGCUCAUGUCAAUACCUGGGAGCAUACCUGGGAGGUAUGCAAGCGUGUCGAUCGUCCCAAUCUCGGGCUGUGCCUCGACACGUUCCAAAUUUCAGCGCGUGCAUACGCGGACCCUACCUCCUCAGAUGGAAGGCUCCUCGCCGCACAAGAUCGCCUUGCGGACUCGCUGUCUGCUUUGAGCAAUACCAUCCCGCCGGAGAAGAUAUUUUAUUUCCAAAUCUCAGAUGGCUCGCACAAGCAUGGGGUCGACGCGCUGAAAGCGAGUGCCCAGAAACAGGGUAUAGAUCCGCUGUAUGCAUGGUCGAACGCGUGGCGUCCGCUUCCCUUCCAAGACGAGAUUGAGGGGAAGAAAGGGGACGAAGGUUACGGAGGCUAUCUGCCUGUGGUCGAGAUAUGCGAGGCCGUUGUCAGGACUGGAUGGAGAGGCCCAUGGUCCUUUGAGGUGUUCUACGAGAAGGACAUGUCGAGAGACGAUCCGGAAGUGCCGAGGAGAUGGGCGAGGUCGGCCAAGGCUAGCUACGAGAAGAUCGAGGGAAAGCUGAGGGAGCGGGGCCUCUGAAGAGUACGGUGGCGUCGUCCCCUCCUCCCAGUCGAUUGCGUCACCCUCCGAUUUGACUGAGUACAGGCUUAAUGCGAUGUACUUCGAUCGUCGUAGUUGGUGGACUCUCUGGGCACAUAGUGCUGCCUCGCGACAAUUGUGAUAGGAGAGCACGAGAUGCAUAUCUUCCCCUUUCGGUCGUUGUGGACUUGAUGUGGACCGAACUGCGUGGUUACAUGCGGUGUUGGGCGCUGCCUGUCAAUUGUGGCGUGGGCAAGGCUAGUAGCCCUUCCGGUC